GAAGCGAGGGCGCUCUCAUUCCCGCUCCAGCGUUGGGCUAGAAAGAAGCGAAGAGCUGUCGUAGCUUCUUUGUGCAGCGUGACCUUCUCUUCGCCUCCGGCUCUUUCUCUAUUCCGCUUCAGCCAUGAACGGGUUCCGUGACAGCCGCCUCGAGGAAGGCACCUUCCUUUUCACCUCGGAGUCUGUGGGAGAAGGGCACCCAGAUAAGAUUUGUGAUCAGAUCAGCGAUGCGGUCCUUGAUGCCCACCUUAAACAAGAUCCAAAUGCCAAAGUAGCAUGCGAAACUGCUGCCAAGACUGGGAUGAUCCUUCUGGCUGGAGAGAUCACAUCUUCAGCUGCGGUUGACUAUCAGAAAAUUGUUCGUGAUACAAUCAAGCAUAUUGGCUAUGAUGAUUCCUCAAAGGGCUUUGACUACAAGACAUGCAAUGUCUUGGUUGCCCUGGAACAGCAGUCCCCUGAUAUAGCUCAGGGAGUCCACCUUGACAGAAAGGAAGAAGACAUUGGUGCCGGUGAUCAGGGCUUGAUGUUUGGCUAUGCUACUGAUGAGACUGAGGAGUGCAUGCCUCUGACCCUUCUUUUGGCACAUCAGCUGAAUGCAAAGCUGGCAGAACUCCGUCGCAACCAUACCUUGCCCUGGCUGCGCCCAGAUUCAAAGACUCAGGUCACUGUGCAGUACAAGCAGGACCGUGGUGCUGUUAUCCCAAUUAGAGUCCAUACCAUUGUGAUUUCUGUGCAACAUGAUGAGAAAAUUGGUCUGGAUGAAAUGAGGGAUACUUUGAAAGAAAAAGUGGUCAGAGCUGUUGUACCUGCAAAGUUCCUGGAUGACGAUACUGUCUACCACCUGCAGCCCAGCGGACGCUUUGUGAUUGGUGGCCCUCAGGGCGAUGCUGGCUUGACUGGCCGGAAGAUCAUUGUUGACACCUAUGGUGGUUGGGGAGCUCAUGGAGGUGGUGCUUUCUCUGGUAAAGACUACACGAAAGUGGACCGUUCGGCCUCUUACGCUGCUCGCUGGGUUGCAAAAUCCUUGGUGAAGUCUGGUCUUUGUCGGAGGGUGCUUGUUCAGGUUUCCUAUGCUAUUGGAGUGGCCCACCCAUUGUCAGUCUCCAUUUUCCAUUAUGGCACAUCCCAAAAGAGUGAGCAUGAGCUGCUAGAGAUUGUGAAGAAGAAUUUUGACCUUCGCCCAGGUGUUAUUGUCAGGGAUCUGGAUCUGAAGAAGGCUAUUUAUCAGAAGACUGCAGCCUAUGGUCACUUUGGUAGAAACAACUUCCCAUGGGAAGUGCCCAAAAAGCUUAAAUACUGAACAUGUGGGGCUUCUUUCCCCAGACCUGUUGGUGUACAUUACAGAGAAACCUUCAGGUUAUACUGUGGGAAAGAACCUGGUUCCCUAACUGGUCCUAUCCUUCUUUGCUCUUAACUUGGCACACUUUGUCCAUUGCCAUGAAUAUUAGUCCUCUGGGGACCGCAAAUUGCACUGUGCUUUCUCCUCUUCCUGGUGUGCUUGACGUAUAAGUAAAGCCAGUUGAUCAUAGGCGCUACACGUAAUCCAUAGAAAAGAAUAGACUAUAAUCAAGACAGUGCUUUGGUCUAAUCCUUUUGUGUUGCCCAAAGGCUAACAAUAAUUUCCCCCUUCAAAUGGUGAACAAGCAAACAAACAAAAGCUUCCCUUGUGAUGUGCACACAGUCUGUGGUUCCACAUACUAGGUCCAGAUCUAGAGUAGCAUGGUGCAAUGACUUGGCUCUAAUGAGAAUGUAAAGCCCACACUUCCCUUCCUCCCUGUUGGUCUCAUGUGAGCUACCGCCACCGUAGCAGACAGUCUUGCAUGCAACGCAAGUCCCAUGGGGAACUACAGCCUAAUGCAGUUUUUAAUCGAAGGCGGUUAGUCUGACAACCCAUGGUAUUUGACUCUUAAAUUUAAUCGGCACCAUAUUUUAAUCAUUGCCUGUUCUUACCUUCCUUGGGGGCGGGUGGGAAUAUUAAUGAACUUCAAUCCUAUGCAGUUUUAGCACUAGCCAAACCUCACCAACUCUUAUCAGAUGGGCACUUGGCCAACCUUGCGGCGUACUACAGAGAAGUCGCAAGGCCGUACCCAAGGUCUGUAGGCUGCACACUUUUGGCACCUGGAACUAUUACUAGUUUUUUCUUUAGAGCCAAGAACUUCAUGUUGCACAAAACUCUUUGAGGGGUCAGUUUCCAAAGCCAGGUCCAGACUGCAUUCUGAAGGACUGGUGUAGCUACAGAGAAGCCAGGUCCCUUCAGAAUACUAACGCGUUUGGAACGGACAUGGGGGAAAAACCCUACAUACUUGAAAUUUUUUAAUUGCUUAUUUAUUGUGUGUUUGGGGCAGGGUGUGAGUACAGAGAAGCCCUUGUCCCAAAUGGCAGCUUUUAAAGUUCAUUUUGACACCAUAAUUUCCUUGACAGUUCCCAGCAUUCCCUGGCAGGCCAAGGUGUCCUACAGAAAAGCCUUGGGUCUGGCUUGUGUAAAACAGGGGAGGGCAGUGCUGCAGGGGGCUGGCCCUGGGGAGGGCGAACUUGGUUGGUGUGGUACAGAGAAGCCAGCUUGUUUACCUGUCCGCCCCAGCGCCAGCCUCCUCAGCAAGAAGUGCCUUUUGCGUUCCAAUUAUUUUCUGGGCGUUUACCACGUGUGUCUCUUGAUUCUUGAAAUUCCAACUUGAUCUUUACAAAAAACAAACCUUAAUAAAAGUGCUAGGUUCUAUCUUAAAA
Sceloporus undulatus (fence lizard) is the source of this 2724-nucleotide messenger RNA. RefSeq names its product methionine adenosyltransferase 2A (gene MAT2A). Gene Ontology annotation, molecular function: methionine adenosyltransferase activity; ATP binding. Gene Ontology annotation, cellular component: methionine adenosyltransferase complex; cytosol. Gene Ontology annotation, biological process: S-adenosylmethionine biosynthetic process. Bases 125 to 1300 code for a protein of 391 amino acids. The transcript has 9 exons. NCBI's taxonomy places the organism in Eukaryota, Metazoa, Chordata, Lepidosauria, Squamata, Phrynosomatidae. The record is from RefSeq and is a predicted model, not a curated record.